This is a messenger RNA of Candidula unifasciata, 801 nucleotides long. The record is from the annotation of a GenBank genome assembly. Lineage: Eukaryota; Metazoa; Mollusca; Gastropoda; Stylommatophora; Geomitridae.
AUGGCUGUUGCGACCAAUUCCAGUAUUUUUGCUAUCCCGAGUUUGUUUCAGGCCUCAACAAUGGUGGUUAUCUACCACUUGGACAGCUUUGAGGAGAGUCUGUGGGAGACGCCCGCAAACAUCAAGCAGGCAGUACUGCGGUUAAUGAGCACCAGAGGCUUAAUUACAGAUGACAACAUUGACAAGGUUUUGCACUCGCGCCUACAGUGCCUGGACCUCAGCAUCUCAAGGGUGUCAGACCAGUGUCUUUUCAAGUUAUCACAGCUCAAGCAUCUCGUCAAGAUUGACCUCAAUUCGUUUAAAGAGCCCAAUGAAUCAAUUACAUCAGCAGGUAUCGUUAGUUUAUCCAAGUCAUGUCCCCACUUGCAAAUUGUCUACCUGCGACGGAAUGUUAAUGUGACAGAUGAGGGGAUCAUUGCCAUCUCCAAGGGGUGCCCAAUGCUGCGAGAGCUUAAUGUUGGUGGGUGUGUCCUGCUGACUGAUGCCACGCUGAUUGCUCUGGGGUGCCACUCAAAGUACCUGAAGUCUUUAAAUAUUAGUGCUACACAGGUUACAGAUAAUGGGAUAGACAGCUUCUGCCAUGGUCUCUGCUCUCAGGUGUUGACAGAAGUAGAUAUAAGCGGAUGUAGAAAACUGACAGAUGAUGCUGUUGAAAUUCUGAUCUCUACAUGUCCACUGAUGAAAAUACUUCUAUUUGCUGGAUGCCCAAGUAUUACAGAAAAUGCCAGGAUUUCCUUGGAAAGCAAACUACUAUCUGCUGGUGGCUUGAAGAUGAAACAGGUGUCCUGGACAAUUUACUGA